AUGUCACAAUCUGGCAUUUUCACCAAAUCAAACCUGGUUUACAUACCGCUGUCAGUAACGAUCGCUCACACAUUACAUUUCAUAUUUAAUUCACCAUUAUCAACGUGGCAAGAAUUUCCUCCAAAUUUACCUAUCUCCGUAUAUUCUUCUGUAUUUUUCACUCCAUUCUUAUUGUUUUUAUCACUUACAUUUGAACCAAUUCACUCAAGGAGUCGAUUUUAUACGUUAUUAUCUCUCGCUCUAAUAUAUGUUUCAAUUCCAAUAAGUUUUCGCGGAAAAUAUCCACCUUUACCUCAUAACACUUUUGUAAAUUAUGGAGCAAUAUUUGGACUAAAAAUGUUAUUGUUCUUAAAAUCUAAUCGAGUAUACUUGAAUCAAGAAGAUUCGAAACAAGAGAAAGAAUUUAAAUCAUUCCUUUGGUCUUUAUUUAAUUUUCGCUUUAACUCUUACAUAAUUCCUCCAAAAAAGGAAAGUUCUAAUGAAAAAGGAAAUUCCUUGAUGAUCACAUCACCCACGACUUCACAAAUCAACAAAAAAUUAAUUAAUCGCACCAUUAUUACCUUGAUAAAAUGUCUUUUUAUUGAACUUGUAUCGUUCAUUUCCAUUAAAUAUACCAUGAUAAUUCCAGAGGAACCAUACCAACUUCGUUUAAUUGAAUUUUUUACAAAAGGGAUCCCUGCGAUUACAACGCCUUCGAUGUUACAACAAUUAAAUUUCUUCUUAUGUAUAUACCUAACGAUUUCAGUAUAUAAUUAUGAUAUAUAUACUAUUAUUAGCGCAAUAUUUUACCGUUUAUUCCUUCAUUCCUCAUCAGAGACAAAAAAUUUUAAGCCUAUUUUAAUUAAAUCCGGUCUUCUCACUCCUUCCGAAUAUAUCUCCUUAAAAGAAUGGAUGAUCACAUACCUUUUCAAUACAAAACAUUUGUUUAGCGAACCAUGGAUGGCAUCAAGCCCUCGUGAUUUUUGGUCCGCUCGUUGGCAAUUAUUGGUUAAUGAAAGUUUCAAAGAACUAGGUUAUUUACCUGUUAAGAAUGUAUUCACUACAAUUGUCCCUAAGAAAAUCGCAAAUAUUAUGGGGGUGUUUGGUGCGUUCGGUGUUAGUGCUUUAUUGCAUGAAUACCUUAUAAUUGGAGCGUUUGACAUUUGGACCGGUGAACACUUCUUUUUCUUUAUGAUUCACGGUGUUAUAUUCAUCCUGUGGGAGGCUGUUUUUGGUCGUGACAAUACGAAUGAGAAUUCAAAAAUUAAAAGGUUCUUAAAAUGGGUCUUAUUGCUGAUCGUUAAUUUGUCUGUUUUGCCAGCAUUCGUUGAACCUUUAAGAAGACGACCUGAAUUAGUAGAAAUACCUAUGUAUUUAGCUAAAUAUUAUCAAUCGAAUUAA
Funneliformis mosseae is the source of this 1380-nucleotide messenger RNA. Lineage: Eukaryota; Fungi; Glomeromycota; Glomeromycetes; Glomerales; Glomeraceae. The record is from the annotation of a GenBank genome assembly.